This is a messenger RNA of Metschnikowia bicuspidata var. bicuspidata NRRL YB-4993, 381 nucleotides long. Its product is annotated as anaphase promoting complex subunit 11. The transcript has a single exon. Gene Ontology annotation, cellular component: nucleus; anaphase-promoting complex. NCBI's taxonomy places the organism in Eukaryota, Fungi, Ascomycota, Pichiomycetes, Serinales, Metschnikowiaceae. Bases 1 to 381 code for a protein of 126 amino acids. Gene Ontology annotation, molecular function: zinc ion binding; cullin family protein binding; ubiquitin protein ligase activity. Gene Ontology annotation, biological process: protein ubiquitination; anaphase-promoting complex-dependent catabolic process; positive regulation of mitotic metaphase/anaphase transition. The record is from RefSeq and is a predicted model, not a curated record.
AUGAAGGUGAAAAUCAAACACUGGCAUGGGGUGGCCACGUGGCACUGGCAUACGCAGAGCUCCCAAAAUGACGAGCUCUGUGGAAUCUGCAGGGUGCCUUUUGAUGGCACGUGCCCCAACUGUAAGUACCCAGGCGACACCUGCCCGCUUAUUUUGGGCGCCACCUGUUCUCACAACUUUCAUCUCCAUUGUAUUUUGAAGUGGCUUGAGCAAAGCAAUUCAAAGGGCUUGUGCCCUAUGUGUAGGCAGAUCUUCACGGCAAAAGUCAUCGAGGGCAUUGGCUCACCACAAGAAUUGGCCGAGCUUCAGGCGCUCAUAGAAAGCCAUCAAAAUGGGCGAGAUGCGGAGCUUGGAACUGAUUUUGAGUAUGGCGAGAAUUGA